Messenger RNA from Girardinichthys multiradiatus, 1137 nucleotides. Its product is annotated as THAP domain-containing protein 5-like. The record is from RefSeq and is a predicted model, not a curated record. Lineage: Eukaryota; Metazoa; Chordata; Actinopteri; Cyprinodontiformes; Goodeidae. The transcript is spliced from 3 exons. Gene Ontology annotation, cellular component: nucleus. Bases 121 to 1062 code for a protein of 313 amino acids.
UAAACGUCACCUCCGCUUUUUAGACCGUAAACCGGAAGUGGACAUUUGAAGAUUUUUCGCGUUAAAAACAGUCCAUAAACGUGUCCUGUCAAGGUUUCUUAAUGCGGUUUCAUAGACGAGAUGCCACGAUACUGCGCAGUAAAGCUUUGCCGCAACCGUGGCGGGGCUUCAUCUAAACAAGACAACAAGAGAAUCAGCUUCUACCCUUUUCCCUUGCAGGACAAGCCUAGGCUCCAACAAUGGAUAAACAACAUGAGGCGGGGGGAGUGGACCCCAAGUCGGCAUCAGUAUCUCUGCAGCGAGCAUUUCACAGAGGACUGCUUUGAUAUUCGCUGGGGUAUCCGAUACCUGAAGAAUACGGCCAUUCCCACCCUUUUCCCCUCUGUUGAGAAUGAUUGUGAAAACAAAGUCACCUUUCAAACAAGUCCAAAGGCCACAACCCCUUCAGAGACUUCAGAGGACUUCGAGUGUGUUCCCAGUCAGGUGCCUCUCAUUUUGAGAAAAACUGACCCUCCAACGCAGCAGCAACACAAACAUGACAAUAUUGUUACAGCACAGUCAGCCAUGCUGCUCAAUGUCCCUUUAUUCCCAGAGUUUGGGAUCACUUGUCAGUCAAGUCUCCCUGAGACGCGCACUGCUGCAUGUGAGAUAACGGGUGACAGUGGAGGUGGCACUCAUUCAAGCAACGAGGAGCAUGUGGAUCACACUUCCUUCCGAGCAGACCAGGGCCAGACCUUUCGCUUUGUCCCUGUGGAAUUGAUCAAGGUCAAAUUUCCAGGGAGUUUUGCGGAGGAGAGCAGAUCCAGUGACGAAGAGCUCAUUUUGGUUCAUGAGCACUCGUACUGCCGACCGGACACUGACAAAGAUGAGUUGUGGAGUAAGAUCUUGAGUCUGCAUGCAAAGAUCUUGGAACUGGACCGCAGAGAGGAUAGCACUGUGGCAAAAAUCCACACUUUGGAGAAUGAGAUCGCGUUACUGAAGAGGGCUGGGGCUGUUUUUAAAGAGAAGCAGAAAGUUUUAGAAGAUUAUACAGGUCCUUCUCAAAAUAUUAGCAUAUUGUGAUAAAGUUCAUUAUUUUCCAUAAUGUAAUGAUGAAAAUUUAACAUUCAUAUAUUUUAGAUUCAUUGCACACUAACU